Molecule: messenger RNA, 954 nt
Organism: Aethina tumida (small hive beetle)
Lineage: Eukaryota; Metazoa; Arthropoda; Insecta; Coleoptera; Nitidulidae
Product: lactoylglutathione lyase
Exons: 3
Coding region: 186-743 (185 amino acids)
Molecular function (GO): lactoylglutathione lyase activity; metal ion binding
Source: RefSeq, a predicted model, not a curated record
AUAUAAUAAAAACGUUUUUUGUGUUUUGAAAUCUAAAAACUUUACAUAUUCCAAGUCUAAAAAAAGCCAAUUCUGUUCUAAUAAUAUCGGCAACAAGUGUUACAUUUGCACCGGACAUUGCAGGUUAGGAUUCGGUGAUUUAAGAAGUUGUCUUUUAUAGUUAUAAUCAAUUUAUUAUUAACAAAAUGGGUGAUGUACCGCCAAUUUCUAACGAAGAAGCUCUUAAAUUGUGCAACCAAAGACCCGAAGAAACUAAGGAGUACAUAUUCCAACAAACCAUGUACCGCAUAAAGGACCCAAGGAAGACAUUGCCGUUUUAUUCCAACGUGUUAGGAAUGAAAUUGCUAUGCAAAUUGGACUUUCCAUCAAUGAAAUUUUCAUUAUAUUUCAUGGGCUAUGAGGACGAUCAAGAUUUGAAGGGCGAGGUCACUUCACAGGAAAGAGUUCAGUGGACAAUGGGAAGAAAGGCCACAGUUGAAUUAACUCAUAACUGGGGCACAGAAAGUGAUGACAGCAAAUAUCACACUGGAAAUCAGGAGCCGAAAGGAUUUGGUCAUAUUGGAAUAAUGGUCCCAGAUGUUGAAAAGGCCUGUGAACGAUUUGAACAGCUUGGAGUCAAUUUUGUAAAGAAGCCGAAUGAUGGAAAAAUGAAAGGCAUUGCUUUUAUCACUGAUCCUGAUGGAUAUUGGAUCGAGAUUUUCAACGAUAAACGAGUUGGCGAAAUAGCCACCACUUUUAAUUAAUAAAUAUAUUUUGAAAUUUGAAUAAAUUUUAUAUUUCGCGCCUUCAUUUCAGAGUAGUUCAAAAGUCACCACUUUGUUAUAACCUAUUUUUAUUUAUUGUUGUUUUUGUUCUACAUUCUUGAACUAUGGAUACAAUUUCUACAGAAAAUAUGUUAGUAAUAAGUAUUUGAUAAAUAAUAAAUCUGUAUAUAUUAAUAAAGUAUUUGAUAUA